This is a messenger RNA of Chenopodium quinoa (quinoa), 1838 nucleotides long. Its product is annotated as syntaxin-121-like. Bases 611 to 1507 code for a protein of 298 amino acids. The transcript has 2 exons. The record is from RefSeq and is a predicted model, not a curated record. Gene Ontology annotation, molecular function: SNARE binding; SNAP receptor activity. Gene Ontology annotation, biological process: exocytosis; vesicle fusion; intracellular protein transport. Gene Ontology annotation, cellular component: endomembrane system; plasma membrane; SNARE complex. NCBI's taxonomy places the organism in Eukaryota, Viridiplantae, Streptophyta, Magnoliopsida, Caryophyllales, Amaranthaceae.
GAAUUAUUGUAACGGAUAGUUAACGGCCAUACCUCAUUAAUGGCACGUCUUGAUAAUAUAAUGUUUGUCAGUGGCAUUUGGUGAAUUUUGAAAAACCCGAUGACAUUUGAUGAAUUUUUAAGUACUCAGUGACAUUUGGUGAAAUAGCCGUAGAAUCAUUUAUGACUUUAUAUCGGUUAAGAGUCCAAGAAUUCCUCAUACCUAAGCGGUAGCCUUACGAUAUUACCCCAAGCUUUACGGCUAGACGUCACUUUCCUAGAUGCUUCAUCGGUUCUUCCCUUUCCCAUCUUUUAGUAGUACUAGUUCUGCAACCGCAUCUAGCAAAUACGGAGUAACUCCAAUUGGCAGCCAAAACCAUACAUCAAUCGUCUCUGCUUGUAUUAUUAUAAUCCAAACUCCCCAAUUUAGUCAAAGUCUUCUCCUUCCCAUUGACUUCAUCCUCUUGAACUAGUAUUACAUACUCCUUCAUCCAUCUUCUUUUUCUGUACCUCCAACUUUGACAAUUCAACUAAUCAACCAAAUCCAACUCCACUUUUACAUUUAAAUUCAUCUCCAUUUACAAAUCAAACUCCACAAAAAACCCAAAACCAAAAAAUAAUCCAUAAAAAAAAUGAACAAUCUUAUUACAAGCUCAUUCUCCCGGUUCAGAGAAAACCCGGGUGACUUAGAGAUGGGUUCUCCCACCCCUAACCCAGGCGUAAACCUCGACAAGUUCUUCGACGACGUCGAGACUAUCAAAGAUGAUUUAAAGGAGAUUGAAGAAGUCCAUAAAAAACUAAGAUCAUCCCAUGAAGAAACCAAAACGGCCCACACUGCCGGUUCAGUUAAAGACCUCCGGUCUAGAAUGGACCGCGAUGUUGGGGUUGCAUUGAAGAAGGCUAAAAUGAUCAAAGUAAGGUUGGAAGCGUUGGACCGGUCUAAUGCUGCGAACCGGAGUAUAGCCGGGUGUGGACCGGGGAGUUCAGCGGACCGGACGAGGACUUCGGUUGUUAAUGGGUUAAGGAAGAAAUUGAAGGAGAAAAUGGAUGAAUUUCAGGAGUUAAGGGAGAAGAUUAGUGGGGAAUAUAGGGAGACUGUUGAAAGAAGGUUUUUUACUGUUACUGGUGAAAAUCCUGAUGAAAAGACUGUUGAUUUGUUGAUUAGUACUGGUGAAAGUGAGAAUUUUCUGCAAAAGGCUAUUCAACAACAGGGCAGAGGACAAAUUCUAGAUACGAUUGCUGAGAUCCAAGAGAGGCACGAUGCUGUCAAAGAUAUCGAAAGAAACUUAAUGGAACUACACCAGACAUUUCUAGAUAUGGCAGUGUUGGUUCAGUAUCAAGGUGAGCAGUUAGAUGACAUCCAGGCUAAUGUUGGUAGAGCUUCUUCCUUUGUUAGGGGAGGAACUGAGCAACUGCAUACUGCUAGGAAACACCAGAAGAAUACUCGAAAAUGGACUUGCUUUGCCAUAAUUAUACUUCUCAUCAUCAUUUUAAUCAUUGUUCUCUCUUUAAAGCCAUGGAAAAAAUAACUCACUAGUCAUUCGGCGACUUUGGUUUUUGGAUGGAGGAUUACAAGAUCUUGAAAUGCAAAUCUCGUACACUUUGUAGCUAUGUCAUAUCUUCGCUUCAUCUUAUAUUAUUUUUUUUAACCGUCUUUUGUCAUUGUAAUUAAGAAUUGUGGGAGCUCAAUUUUGAUCAGGCAUGAAGUCAAUUUUGUUUCCAAGAUGAAGAGAAACAAAGCUUGUGUUAAACUAGAUUUUGGAGUAGUUCUUCUGUUUGGCUCAAUUGGGACGUUGUUGUAUUUGAUCCUCAUCUGUAAAUACCCUUAUUGUUUGCUUGUAACAUUCUGUUGGCCUAGUG